This is a messenger RNA of Cavenderia fasciculata, 1371 nucleotides long. RefSeq lists its product as uncharacterized. The coding region runs from base 1 to 1371 and encodes 456 amino acids. The record is from RefSeq and is a predicted model, not a curated record. The transcript has 7 exons. NCBI's taxonomy places the organism in Eukaryota, Evosea, Eumycetozoa, Acytosteliales, Cavenderiaceae.
AUGAUCAUUCACAGUGUUACAUCAUUGAAAUAUUUUACCGUACAUCUUCAAAGACUUUUAAAAGUAAAGAAGAUGGAUAAUAAUAACAAACAAACAGAUAAUAAUAAUAUUAAUAUUAUAGAAAGAUAUAGAAUCAGUAGUAAAUCAUUCAAAUUAUUGGAAGAUAAAAAGUGUCCAUUAUGUGAUAGUCAACUGUUUGAUAGAACAACACUCAAUCAUCACAUUGCAUUGUGUUCAAUCUAUUUCAUGCGAUACAAUCAAAUAAAUGUCGAUCAAAUGGUGAAUCAUGUAAAAGAUGAUGAUGAAAGGAACAAGAGGAGAUUACUCCAAACACCUAGAAGAAUGAUGGAUAUUGGACUAUUUCGAUCAGUGUUGAUUGUCAAUGCAUACACUCGUAGUAUCAUCAUCAAACAUCAAAGACAUAUCAAUCGAUUACUAUCAACAUCUGCAAAAAAGCUGACAAAAACCCAACAAGAACUAAUAUCAUUAGGUUUACCUGACAGUGGGGAUAAGGUCGGUCGAGAAGGUAGAUAUCAUUGUUAUAUAUCUUUUUAUUCUGAGGACAGCAUAGCUGAUUUAAUUAAACAAGUAAAUGGGCUCAGAAGAGUAAUUCAACAAUCUAAAUUGGUAACAUAUUUAUCUAUUAAAUUUUAUUACUCUGAAAUUGAACUUGCAAGACCAUAUGUAAACUUAAUCUAUCAAGAUCUAAAAGAGAAUACAACCAUCACAGAGUAUUCUAUCGAUCCACCACUAUUUGGAAGAAUGAUCUAUGCAGAGAGACCAAGUACAAGAUUCAGCAUUCCUGAAGUUCAAUCUUUCGUUUACUAUGAUAGUUGUUACCUUUACAUACCCUUUUGUUUACCAUCAAUGGUUCCCCACAUUGAUAAAUAUCUUGUUAAAAGUUCAGCUUUUAUUAAACAAUCAUGUCGAACAUUGACAGGAUCACCAUAUAUUAAAACUGUCAAACAGCUUUGUAGUUUCCGAGAACCUUCUGAUGCUAAAGUAUUCAAUCAAUUCACACUCAGUCUACCCAAUCUUGAAUGUAUUCGAUUGGAAUGGGAUAAGGUGGACGAUAUGUCACCAACGUUGCCAAAUGAAUGGAUUCAACAUAUUUAUGAUGGUUUAAAAGAGAUUCACAGUUACACAACGUUAAAGUACCUUUAUCUUAGGGAUACAUGCCCAAGGGGGGACAAUGAAAAACUAUUAUUGAAAUCGUUGGAGGAUGAUUAUGGUUAUAAGAUUUCCAGCAUUGAGUCAUUGUAUUCUUCGUUUGGCUCGCAUUUUUCACCUGUCUCUUCGCCAGUCCCAGGUCAAAUGAACAACCUUGAGAAUGAGAGACAAAAAAUCCUACUAUUAUUAAAAGAAGAAUGA